Messenger RNA from Carassius auratus (goldfish), 1245 nucleotides. RefSeq names its product claudin-2. Gene Ontology annotation, cellular component: membrane; bicellular tight junction. Gene Ontology annotation, molecular function: structural molecule activity. The coding region runs from base 540 to 1175 and encodes 211 amino acids. Lineage: Eukaryota; Metazoa; Chordata; Actinopteri; Cypriniformes; Cyprinidae. The transcript is spliced from 4 exons. The record is from RefSeq and is a predicted model, not a curated record.
AACAUGAUUAUGAAUGGAAACGAUGAAUAUAUCUUUUGGAUUCGUCUGAGUAAAUAGGUGUGAAACAAGCUCUUGAGAUGUAUCAAGAUCACGAUGCGUUUGUCAUCAGAGGGAAUGUGCUGAUCUCUGUAGUUUGGAUGUCAACACAUCAUUUCACACGAAACGUUACUCAUCUCUUUCCUCCAUGUUAGUACACCAAAAUAGAAAUGUUAUUGUUUAUUUAAAGGAUGCUUUUAUCUGGAUUGACUGAUUUUAAGGGUAUCAAACCAACAACCUUCUGUUUUCCAACCCAAAACUUGCUUUUUCUCACUGCUUCACACCUAAAUCUAGAGAAGUUUAAAGCUAGAUUUUAUUCCAAACAAAAGUGUCUACUUUCAAGGAAGUCUGACCCAAUGUCCCAUCCACGAGUGUCGUGACCGUUGAUUCACCCCUACUCACAGGACAAUAAAUAGCAGCCUGGAUUUCUCAGCUUGCAUUACAGUACAGCGGACACAUACAGUAUUAGUGACUGAAAACUGCGUUCAUCUUCUAAUCCAUCCAUGGCUCUUCAGCUCGUCGGUUAUAUUCUGUCUAUUACUGGAUUAUGUGGCCUCAUUAUAGGCACAUUUACGAAUGAAUGGGAAAUCCUUGGACAUGACAACGACAAGACUGUGGUUCUGGAGAGAUAUAAAGGAUUGUGGAUGGACUGCUCUGUGGACAGUUCGUCUCACUUGAGCUGCACAACUUACACUUCUCUCCUUCAUCAGACCUUUAAAAUCCGGAUGGGUCGAGCAAUCAUGAUCACCAGCAUCGUCUUUUCAAGCCUCGCCGCGCUGGUGGCCAUUUCUGGUCUCAGAUGUACAAGAUUUUUAGAAGAGAGCAAGAAGUCGAAGGAUGGAGCUGCCUUCUUAGGAGGAAUCCUUUCUGUGUGUGGUGGUCUUCUUUCUUUGGGCAUAACCAGCUGGUUUAUAUAUGGAAUUGUAUAUGAUUUCUUUCAGAAUGACACAGGGAAGGAGAGGUAUGUGGUUGGCAGAUCUCUGAUUGGUGCAUUUAUUGCAUCUGUGCUUUGUCUAUUUGGAGGCAUUCUCUUAUGCGCCUGCAGCGUGACGCAUCUACUAUCCAAAAAAAUGAUCAGCAAGCAUCCGGUCUCCAGGAAUCCUGAAAAGACUAUGUUUAAUGAUCCUGAGACCAUCUGAAUACCUACAGUCAAUCUGAAUGGCAGACACUGGUUAAAUGUUGUGUAUGUGCAUGCAUUGUGUUAAUGAA